Messenger RNA from Cygnus olor (mute swan), 2568 nucleotides. RefSeq names its product potassium voltage-gated channel subfamily A member 3-like. The transcript has a single exon. Gene Ontology annotation, cellular component: membrane; voltage-gated potassium channel complex. Bases 160 to 1896 code for a protein of 578 amino acids. The record is from RefSeq and is a predicted model, not a curated record. Gene Ontology annotation, biological process: potassium ion transmembrane transport; protein homooligomerization. Gene Ontology annotation, molecular function: protein binding; delayed rectifier potassium channel activity. NCBI's taxonomy places the organism in Eukaryota, Metazoa, Chordata, Aves, Anseriformes, Anatidae.
UUUUGAGAGCAGCCUCGGCUGCUCAGAGCCGCGGCGGCCGCCGGAGGAGCGGGGCGGCUGCUUCUGCCUCUGCCUGGAGGAGGAGGAGGAGGAGGAAGAAGAGGCUGCGACCGCCGCCUCUCCCUCCCGCCCCCCUUUCCCCUUCCGCCCCAUACCUUUAUGGACGAGCGCCGGAGCUUGCUCCACUCUCCGGCUGCCUCUUCCGCCGGCCGGCCGCCGAGCAGCAGCCACCACAACCUGGGCUACACCGAGCAGCCGCCCCCCGCCGCCCCCCGGCCCCACGAGGAGGAAGAGGGCGAGGAGGCGGAGGAAGGCAGCAUGACCGUGGUUGGGGGGGGCGGCGGCGGAGACCCCCUGCUGGAGGAGCCGCAGCAUCCGCACCCUUUGCUGGGGGGGGACCGCUACGACCACCCUCCGCCUCCGGCCGCCGGCCCCACCGGUCACCCCGCGGGCAGCGGGGAGCACGAGUGCUGCGAGCGGGUGGUGAUCAACAUCUCCGGGCUACGGUUCGAGACCCAGCUCAAGACACUGGCGCAGUUCCCUGAGACGCUGCUGGGAGACCCCCGCAAGAGGAUGCGCUACUUCGACCCCCUCCGCAACGAGUAUUUUUUUGACCGCAACCGGCCCAGCUUCGACGCCAUCCUCUAUUACUACCAGUCAGGUGGGCGCAUCCGGCGGCCUGUCAACGUCCCCAUUGAUAUCUUCUCUGAGGAGAUUCGCUUCUACCAGCUGGGGGAGGAGGCCAUGGAGAAGUUCCGAGAGGAUGAAGGUUUCAUUCGGGAGGAGCAGCGGCCACUCCCAGACAAGGAGUUUCAGCGCCAGGUGUGGCUGCUCUUUGAAUAUCCUGAGAGCUCUGGGCCAGCCCGAGGCAUUGCCAUCGUCUCUGUCCUGGUCAUCCUUAUCUCCAUCGUCAUCUUCUGUUUGGAGACCCUGCCUGAAUUCAGGGAUGACCACGACUAUGAGGGAACUGGGGGGCCCUUCGGGACAGGCGGUGGCCCUCUCCCACCUGAUGUCUUCACCAACUCCUCGUCCUCAGCCACUUCCAUGGUGUCAUCCUUCACUGACCCUUUCUUCGUGGUGGAGACUUUGUGCAUCAUCUGGUUCUCCUUUGAGCUGCUGGUCCGCUUCUUUGCCUGCCCCAGCAAGGCCACCUUCUCCAAGAACAUCAUGAACAUCAUUGACAUUGUGGCCAUUAUCCCCUACUUCAUCACGCUGGGCACUGAGCUGGCAGAGAGGCAAGGCAAUGGCCAGCAAGCCAUGUCCCUGGCCAUCCUCCGAGUCAUCCGCUUGGUGCGGGUCUUCAGGAUCUUCAAGCUCUCCCGGCACUCCAAGGGGCUGCAGAUCCUGGGGCAGACCCUCAAAGCCAGCAUGAGGGAGCUGGGCUUGCUCAUCUUCUUCCUCUUCAUCGGCGUCAUCCUCUUCUCCAGCGCUGUCUACUUUGCAGAAGCUGAUGACCCCAGUUCAGGUUUCAGUAGCAUCCCUGAUGCCUUCUGGUGGGCGGUGGUGACCAUGACCACAGUGGGCUACGGGGACAUGCACCCCAUCACCAUUGGGGGCAAGAUUGUGGGGUCUCUGUGUGCCAUCGCAGGGGUGCUAACCAUCGCUCUGCCCGUGCCCGUGAUAGUCUCCAACUUCAACUAUUUCUACCACCGGGAGACAGAAGGUGAGGAGCAAGCCCAGUACAUGCAUGUUGGGAGCUGCCAGCACCUCUCGUCUACCGAGGAGAUGAGGAAGGCACGCAGCAAUUCCACCCUCAGCAAGUCCGAGUACAUGGUGAUAGAGGAGGGGGGAAUCAACCACAGUGCAUUCAAACAGGCUGCCUUUAAGACAGGGAACUGCACAACCACAAACAAUCCCAACUGUGUGAAUAUCAAAAAGAUCUUUACGGAUGUUUAAAAACAAAACAAAACAGCAGCAAAACCUGAGGAUGUGGUAAAAAAUAAUAAAUGCAAAGUGACUGUGUACUUGGUGUUGUGUGGAACAUGCACCAUCGUCAGUCUGUGUAUGCCCUUGUUUUUAUACAUUUAUUUUUUUAGAUCUUUCCUUUCUAAAGAUCUUAAAGGGAUUUAAAUUUCUCUGAAGAAAAGAGGACAGCUAACAGUUAAAGAGGUGGAAGAUGAAGACAAAGCACUCUCACCGAUGAAGCAGGUGUUUGUUCUGCAACGUGUUGCAGGGCUGCUUUUGUUUUCUUGCUUUUGGGGACAUCUUGCUUUGCUCCUGAUUUUUUCCCCCCUUCCCUACAGGCAGCGUGGAGCCGAUUUCCCUUCCAUCACAUAAGCUCACUUGUUGGAUUAGCAGCCCUGGAUUGGGUGGGGAGACGAGGAAAACAUGUUGCAGAGCACACUGUAAGGGGGCUGGGAGGAAACAACCAUUUAAUUUUGCAGAGAGUCUCUGUUACCACAUUGUUAAAUGGUGCUUAAUAUUGAAACAUGUGGUGUGCCAUUACGGGCACAUCACAGAUUCCCUUUCCUCCCCCACUAGAUCAUUUAUGAAAUUCUAAUCUGGUCAGAGACCAAGUGCAAUCAGUUCUGACUUAAAUACAAAAAACAAAACAAAACAAAACAAAAC